AUGGAAGACCAAAAAUCGCAAAACUCCAAGGACCUCAACCCCCCGCAGAGCCUCAAUGAGGAUCGUCUGCAACGCAACCAGGGCGCCAUCCUCUUUGUGGGCAACCUGCCCUUCCAGACGCCCUGGCAGAACGUCAAGGACCACUUUAAGAACGCCGGCAAAGUCCGUUACACGGACCUCAUCGCGGACCGCAACGGCCGCCCCAAGGGCUCCGCGCUGGUUACAAUGAUGUCCGUCGACGGCGCGCAGAGCGCGAUUCGCAUGUUCAACGAGACCGACUUCGAGGGCCGCCGGUUAAUCGUGCGGAAGUUCGACGAUGGCCCGCGACCGCCACUGGUUCAGCGGGAUAUGAUGCCGCAGUACCACAACAACAACAACGCCCGGCGGAACCCUUUUACAGGGGCGAUGGGCGCAGUGACCCCGGGGCCCGCCGCGAGCGGGUACUACCCCAAUGUGGGGCCGGUCGCCGGUGGAGGGGCGGGCUCCGGGGGGCCGAUGGGGAAUAACGUGGCGCCUUACGGCCGGCCCUACGGCGGGCGCCCGGGCGGGGUCCCCUAUCAAAUUGGGGAGGCGGAGAACGCCCUAGGCGGGGUGCCGAUGCUCGACCUCGCCGGUGAGCAGGUGCCGAAGCCGCGCAGCAAGCAAAUCUCCGAGAUCGGGCGGAAGCUCUUUGUGUCGAACCUUCCCUUCGACUGUACGAGCUACGCUCUCCGUGAAACCUUUCAGCAGGUUGGAAAUGUUGAGCGGGCGGAGAUUAUCUUGGGGCGGAACGGCAAGAGCCGCGGGAUGGGUAUUAUUGUGAUGAAAACCGAGGAGGAGGCUCGUGUGGCGAUUGCUGAGUUUGAUGGGAUUGAGAUGGCAAACCGUGCGAUGAAUGUGCGUCUCGACAAGAAUACAUGA
This is a messenger RNA of Phytomonas sp. Hart1, 900 nucleotides long. NCBI's taxonomy places the organism in Eukaryota, Euglenozoa, Kinetoplastea, Trypanosomatida, Trypanosomatidae. The record is from the annotation of a GenBank genome assembly.